Messenger RNA from Diceros bicornis minor, 796 nucleotides. RefSeq names its product parkin coregulated (gene PACRG). Gene Ontology annotation, cellular component: cytosol; vesicle; neuron projection. Gene Ontology annotation, molecular function: Hsp70 protein binding; Hsp90 protein binding. Bases 23 to 796 code for a protein of 257 amino acids. The record is from RefSeq and is a predicted model, not a curated record. NCBI's taxonomy places the organism in Eukaryota, Metazoa, Chordata, Mammalia, Perissodactyla, Rhinocerotidae. The transcript has 5 exons.
GAACAAGACAUUUUCUAGGAAGAUGGUGGCAGAAAAAGAGACCUUGAGCUUAAACAAAUGCCUAGACAAGAUGCCGAAGAGGACCAAGCUGCUGGCACAACAGCCGCUGCCGGUGCACCAGCCUCACUCCCGGGUUUCUGAGGGCUUCACAGUCAAAGCCAUGAUGAAAAACUCAGUCGUAAGAGGCCCCCCAGCUGCAGGAGCAUUUAAAGAAAGACCAGCCAAGCCCACAGCAUUUCGAAAAUUUUAUGAGCGAGGAGACUUCCCAAUUGCCCUUGAGCAUGACUCGAAAGGAAACAAAAUAGCGUGGAAGGUAGAAAUUGAGAAGCUGGAUUACCACCAUUAUCUGCCUCUGUUUUUUGAUGGGCUCUGUGAAAUGACAUUUCCCUAUGAGUUUUUUGCUCGGCAAGGAAUCCACGACAUGCUGGAACAUGGGGGGAACAAGAUUCUUCCUGUCAUUCCACAGCUCAUUAUCCCGAUAAAAAAUGCUCUGAACCUCCGAAACCGACAGGUCAUCUGUGUCACUCUCAAAGUCCUCCAGCAUCUAGUUGUGUCAGCUGAGAUGGUGGGUGAAGCUUUGGUGCCCUAUUACCGUCAAAUCCUCCCUAUCCUGAACAUCUUUAAGAAUAUGAAUGUGAACUCCGGAGACGGCAUCGACUACAGCCAGCAGAAGAGGGAGAACAUCGGAGACCUGAUCCAGGAGACGCUGGAAGCCUUUGAGCGCUACGGAGGAGAAGAUGCCUUCAUCAACAUUAAGUACAUGGUCCCCACCUAUGAGUCGUGCUUGCUAAACUAA